GCCUUGAUGAAGGGCCUAGCAGUGAAAUCCCUCUGACAGACUUGAACCAGAGACCUUCUGAUCACAGCAACAGAGGAAUGCACCACCUCAGGACAAAGAUCUCAAUCCUAUUGAGCAUCUGUGAGAUGUUCAGGACAAAGUUUGACGCAUGGAGGCCUCACCUGACAACUGACAGGACUAAGGAUCUGCUGCUAAUGUCCUGGUGAAGGGUACCACAGGCCAGCUUCAGAGGUCUUUUGGAGUCCAGGCUUCAAUAGACAGCAGGUGCCUGGGCCCGAUGAGAUGAACUUCUCAGUCGAAACAAACACGUCCAUCGUCCUGCUGAGGGAGUCUUUAAAAUCAGCGCUGACCAGGAACAUCAUCGUUGUGACGCUCUGCAUCAUCAUCAGCUACAUCAACGGUGUCAUGGUCCACACCUUCCUAAGACACGAGAUCUUAAACGAGGACCCGCGAUACAUGCUCUUCAUCCACAUGGUGUUUAACGACAUAAUACAGCUGACGAUUGCAGUUAUGCUUCACGUUUUCAGCUAUGUCUUCUACACCAUCAACAUGUCCUUCUGCUGCCUCCUAUUGAUGAUCGCCAUCUUCUGCACUCAGAGCACUCCUCUGUAUUUAGCCAGUAUGGCUAUCGAGUGCUACAUCGCCGUCUGUUACCCCUUACGACACGCCCAGAUCUGCACUGUCAGAAGAACCUAUGUCCUAAUUGCUCUCAUCUGCACAUUGGGUGCCCUUCCUGUUCUGCCAGACCUCAUUGUUCUACUGGCUAUGGAUCCACUGAAUUUCUUCCAUUCCACAGUUCUCUGCAUCCGUGAGACUGUCUUCAAACAUCCCAUUUUGCAGAAGAAGAAGAAGGAGAUUAUAGACAUGCUGUUCCUGGUGUCUGUUUGGUGUAUCCUGAUCUACUCAUACCUGAGGAUCGUCAUGGCAGCGAAGGCGGCGAAGUCAGAUAGUCAAAAGGCUCGGAACACUAUCAUCCUGCAUGCUGUGCAGCUUUUGAUGUCAAUGCUGACCUACUUAGCCACAACAAUUAAUAAUGCCCUGUUGUACACGUUCCCUAAGUACAUUCUAGAGGUGAAGUUCACAACCUACCUGAUAGUUCAGAUUUUGCCAAGAUUUUUCAGUCCAUUUAUCUAUGGUGUUAGAGACCAAACUUUCCGUAAGUAUCUAAGGAAAUACUUGUGUAACAUAACUGUCCAUAAUAGGGAUGUAUCCAGAUAA
This is a messenger RNA of Paramormyrops kingsleyae, 1218 nucleotides long. Lineage: Eukaryota; Metazoa; Chordata; Actinopteri; Osteoglossiformes; Mormyridae. The record is from RefSeq and is a predicted model, not a curated record.